AUGCACGACUUCCCAACCGUGAACGUGUUGUCAGAACCACGUCAGGUAGUUGGCCUUGCACCUGGAGCCCUGCACCUGGAGCCCUGCACCUGGAGCCGUGCACCUGGAGCCGUGCACCAGGAGCCCUGCACCAGGAGCACGGCACCAGGAGCCGUGCACCUGGAGCCCUGCACCUGGAGCCCUGCACCUGGAGCCCUGCACCAGGAGCCCUGCACCUGGAGCCGUGCACCUGGAGCCCUGCACCUGGAGCCCUGCACCUGGAGCCCUGCACCAGGAGCCCUGCACCUGGAGCCGUGCACCUGGAGCCCUGCACCUGGAGCCCUGCACCUGGAGCACUGCACCUGGAGCCCUGCACCUGGAGCCCUGCACCUGGAGCCCUGCACCAGGAGCCGUGCACCAGGAGCCCUGCACCUGGAGCACUGCACCUGGAGCCCUGCACCUGGAGCCCGGCACCAGGAGCCCGGCACCAGGAGCCCUGCACCUGGAGCCGUGCACCAGGAGCCCUGCACCAGGAGCCGUGCACCUGGAGCCCUGCACCUGGAGCACUGCACCAGGAGCCGUGCACCUGGAGCCCGGCACCAGGAGCCCUGCACCAGGAGCCCUGCACCAGGAGCCCUGCACCAGGAGCCCUGCACCAGGAGCCCUGCACCAGGAGCCCUGCACCAGGAGCCCUGCACCAGGAGCCGUGCACCUGGAGCCGUGCACCUGGAGCCCUGCACCAGGAGCCGUGCACCUGGAGCCCUGCACCAGGAGCCGUGCACCUGGAGCCCUGCACCUGGAGCCCUGCACCAGGAGCCCUGCACCAAGAGCCCUGCACCUGGAGCCGUGCACCAGGAGCCCUGCACCAGGAGCCCUGCACCAGGAGCCCUGCACCAGGAGCCCUGCACCUGGAGCCCUGCACCAGGAGCCCUGCACCAGGAGCCCUGCACCUGGAACCGUGCACCUGGAGCCGUGCACCUGGAUCCGUGCACCUGGAGCCGUGCACCUGGAUCCCUGCACCAGGAGCCCUGCACCAGGAGCCCUGCACCAGGAGCCCUGCACCUGAAGCCGUGCACCUGGAGCCGUGCACCUGGAGCCGUGCACCUGGAGCCGUGCACCUGGAGCCCUGCACCAGGAGCCCUGCACCUGGAGCCCUGCACCUGGAGCCCUGCACCUGGAGCCCUGCACCUGGAGCCCUGCACCUGGAGCCCUGCACCAGGAGCCCUGCACCAGGAGCCCUGCACCAGGAGCCCUGCACCUGGAGCCCUGCACCAGGAGCCCUGCACCUGGAGCCGUGCACCUGGAGCCCUGCACCUGGAGCCCUGCACCAGGAGCCCUGCACCUGGAGCCGUGCACCAGGAGCCGUGCACCAGGAGCCGUGCACCAGGAGCCCUGCACCUGGAGCCCUGCACCUGGAGCCCUGCACCAGGAGCCCUGCACCAGGAGCCCUGCACCUGGAGCCCUGCACCAGGAGCUCUGCACCUGGAGCCCUGCACCUGGAGCCCUGCACCUGGAGCCCUGCACCUGGAGCCCUGCACCAGGAGCCCUGCACCAGGAGCCCUGCACCAGGAGCCCUGCACCAGGAGCCCUGCACCAGGAGCCCUGCACCUGGAGCCCUGCACCUGGAGCCCUGCACCUGGAGCCGUGCACCUGGAGCCGUGCACCUGGAGCCGUGCACCUGGAGCCCUGCACCAGGAGCCCUGCACCAGGAGCCCUGCACUUGGAGCCCUGCACCAGGAGCCCUGCACCUGGAGCCCUGCACCAGGAGCCCUGCACCUGGAGCCGUGCACCUGGAGCCGUGCACCUGGAGCCCUGCACCAGGAGCCCUGCACCUGGAGCCCUGCACCAGGAGCCCUGCACCAGGAGCCGUGCACCUGGAGCCGUGCACCUGGAGCCGUGCACCUGGAGCCGUGCACCUGGAGCCGUGCACCAGGAGCCGUGCACCAGGAGCCCUGCACCAGGAGCCCUGCACCAGGAGCCCUGCACCAGGAGCCCUGCACCUGGAACCGUGCACCUGGAGCCCUGCACCUGGAGCCCUGCACCAGGAGCCCUGCACCAGGAGCCCUGCACCAGGAGCCCUGCACCUGGAGCCCUGCACCAGGAGCCCUGCACCUGGAGCCCUGCACCAGGAGCUGUGCACCAGGAGCCCUGCACCAGGAGCCGUGCACCAGGAGCCCUGCACCAGGAGCCCUGCACCUGGAGCCCUGCACCAGGAGCCCUGCACCAGGAGCCCUGCACCAGGAGCCCUGCACCAGGAGCCCUGCACCUGGAGCCCUGCACCAGGAUCCCUGCACCAGGAGCCCUGCACCUGGAGCCCUGCACCAGGAGCCCUGCACCAGGAGCCCUGCACCAGGAGCCCUGCACCUGGAGCCCUGCACCAGGAGCCCUGCACCUGGAGCAGGACUACCACAAGCCCCUCACUACCACAAGCCCUUCACUACCACAAGCCCUUCACUACCACAAGCCCUUCACUACCACAAGCCCUUCACUACCACAAGCCCUUCACUACCACAAGCCCUUCACUACCACAAGCCCUUCACUACCACAAGCCCUUCACUACCACAAGCCCUUCACUACCAAAUCUUGCCCACAUCUCAAGUUACUGGGAAGGGGAAACCACGCAUGGUAGAAAGUGAGAAGUGUGGUGUCCAGGGUAAAUAA
Procambarus clarkii (red swamp crayfish) is the source of this 2640-nucleotide messenger RNA. Lineage: Eukaryota; Metazoa; Arthropoda; Malacostraca; Decapoda; Cambaridae. The record is from RefSeq and is a predicted model, not a curated record.